Miscanthus lutarioriparius is the source of this 1329-nucleotide messenger RNA. NCBI's taxonomy places the organism in Eukaryota, Viridiplantae, Streptophyta, Magnoliopsida, Poales, Poaceae. The record is from the annotation of a GenBank genome assembly.
AUGGACACACCACCACCACCACCAGAGAAGCGCGAGGGCAACGAUGGCAAUGGCAUGCCACACGUUCUCGUGGUGCCCUUCCCAGCUCAAGGCCACAUGCUGGCGCUCCUCGACCUCGUCGCGCUGCUCGCCACGCGCGGCGGCGCCGAGCUCUCGGUCACCGUGGCCAUCACGGCGGGCAACGCCCCGCUCCUCGAGCCGCUCCUGGAUGCCUGCCCGUCCGUUGGCGUCGUCACGCUGCCGUUCCCUUCCUCGCCGUUGCUCCCAGCGUGCUGCGGCGAGAACACCAGGGACCUUCCGUUCCACCUCUUCCGGAUGUUCAUCCCGGCUCUGGCCGAGCUGCGCGCGCCGCUCCUCGCCUGGUGCAAGGCCCAGGCGCCCCAUCAGCGCGUCACGGCCGUCGUCUCCGACCUCUUCACCAGGUGGGCGCGGCCGCUCGCCGCCGAGCUCGGCGCCAGGUACGUCACGUUCUCGCCCAGCAGCGCGUUGCACGUCGCCUUCUCGCGCCCCCUCUGGCGCGACAUGCCGCAGAGACCACGUGCCGACGCCGACGAUGACGACGACGAGGCCGUCGUCACGUUCCCGGAUGUACGCGGCGCGCACAGCUUCCCAUGGCGCCGGAUGCCAAUCACGUACCGGCUCCACAAGGUCGGCGACGAGCCAUGUGAGAUGAUCUGUCAAAUCUAUCUCUGGAGCCUGCUGGACACCGAGUGCGUCGUCCUCAACUCCUUCGCGGCUCUCGAGCCCACCUACCUGGACGACUGCCGUUCGGCGCCUUUGGUCCCGCGGCUUCGGGACGCAGCACGCGCUGUCGCCGUAGCAGGCGGCGUGCGUGGCGGACGCGCUGGCUCAGAGCUCGGCGGCCAUCGUGUCGUGUGGGCCGCGGGGACGCUCACCGUGUUGCCGGAGGGGUUCGAGGCGGCCACGGCUUCGCGGGGCAUGGUCAUCUGUGGGUGGAGGCCGCAGGUGGAGAUCCUGCGCCACCGCGCCGUGGGCUGGUUCCUGAUGCACUGCGGCAUGAACGCCGUGCUCGAGGCCGACUCCGCCGGCGUGGCCAUGCUCACCUGGUCUAUGGGCGCCGACCAUUUCUUCAACAAGAUCGUGGUCGAGGAGGCCGGCGUGGCCAUGCACGUGGCGGAGGGUGCCGAUACCGUACCUGAUGCUGGGCGGAUGGCGGAGGCCAUCGCCGCGGCCGUCGGGGACGAGGGAACGGCCAUUAGGGAGCGCGGCGUGGAGCUCGGCCGCAAGGCCGCAGCAGCUGUGGCAGAGGGUGGGAGCUCGUACAUGGAUUUUCAAGAGCUGGUUCACAUGCUGGCAAAGGUCGACUAG